GAAAAAAGCCCUGCCACAGUAGUGGCAUUGCCAACAAGUCAACAACAGAAACAAAAUGUCUGUGGGUAAUUUCUGCAAACAGUUCUUCUACAAUCUCCCCACUCUCCAACGCCGUCUCCUUCACUCACUUCCUUCUGCACUCGCAAACUUUCAGCUCAGACAUCAAUGGAAACCCAUUUCGGCCUUCUCAAUGCAACCCAUUUUUGUCCGCUCUUUUUCUCGUCAAACUUCGGUCACCGCUUCGCAGGCUCCCAAUGCUGACGCUGACUACUCUGGUUAUCUUUCUGUUCGCGUUCGCUGUCCAAAGCAUGCCGCGGAUGAGCUUUCGGAAGCCCUUUUAUGCUUUGGUGCAAGUUCUACCAGUAUGGAUGAAGAUGACAACCGUGAGAAGACCGAUCAGAUUUACAUUGAUUCCAUAUUUCCUGAGAGCCAAGACGUGGCUAUCCGUAUGUCACAGGCUGCUGAUUCCAUUGGCUUGAAAGAAGUACCAAGUUAUGAAGUCAAAUUGGGCGAGAAAGAUUACUGGGUCAAGACAAUUCAGGAAUCAUUUCAUCCAAUUAACAUCAUUGAUGGACUUUGGAUUGUGCCUGAAUGGAUGACUCCUCCGGAUGUUCAAGCAACAAACAUAAUUCUAAAUCCGGGAUUGGCAUUUGGGACAGGGGAUCACCCUACUACACAACUGUGUCUCUUGUUGCUAAAAAGCUUUAUAAAAGGAGGGGAAGUCUUCUUGGACUAUGGCACGGGUUCUGGAAUUCUUGCAAUCGCGGCACUUAAGUUUGGUGCUGCCCUCUCGGUUGGUGUUGAUAUAGAUCCAAAAGCCAUUAUAUCUGCACGUGAAAAUGCUGUUUUGAAUGACAUAGGACCUGAGAAAAUGAAACUACACCUGAUUCCUAGUGAAACUUCUCCCUCCAUCAAUCAAGGAGCACACAGAUUUGUGAGGGAUCCAAGCUUAUAUGGAGAAGUCAUUUCUGAGACAGAGAAGUAUGAUGUCGUCAUUGCAAAUAUACUUCUUAAUCCUCUUUUAGAUUUGGCAGAUCAUAUCGCAUCUUAUGCUAAACCUGGAGCAACUGUUGGCGUCUCUGGUAUCCUUACUGAGCAGGUUCCACUUAUCAUGGAUAGAUAUUCACAAUUCUUGGAAGAUAUGUCAGUAUCGGAGAUAGAUGACUGGGCUUGUGUAAGCGGCACAAAGAAAAGAAGUCCGACUGACAGCUGUUAAGGAAAUCUCAACAUCCUUCAUACUACAGGCAGAAGCACCAAAAGCUAGUCAUCAAGCUUUCACUUAUGGCAAGAUGCGCUGUGCUGAUUGCUGUGGACAGUUUCAACCCUUCGACCAUGAUGAAAUGCUGCAGCUUAUCUAACUAAGAAAGGGAACGAGCAUCCAGUGUAUAGUAGAGUGACAUUUUGGCCUUGGACUUUGAUAGGACCAUGCUGCGUUACUGGAAUAGAGUACUGUUAAAGAACCAGAUCAAAGUUGUUUUAUCUAAGAGCAGCAUUUGAUCAAUUCUACGCAUAAUAGUAGCAAUAUCUGACCACCUUCAAUGGUGCUGUCAGUUACAAGAGCAGCAUCCUGUUUGGCAGACCCAGAUUCAUUUCCACCAAUAUACCUAUAUAAAUUUUCCUCAUUUUGUGAAGGAUGAGCUGUAUCCCUUCGCAGUGCAUUCUCACUGCCUACUACCACUGAUUCCAAUCCAGCAUUCACUUUAGCACCCUGGUCCUCUGGGGACUUCGCUUGACAUAUUUCAGGCUUUGCAACAGGUAUACUGGCACUCAGAAUUAUCUCAUCAAUAGGUGUGUUUGCAUUUGUUUCGAUUCCUCCACGAAACUUUUUUAGGUUUUCUAAAGCCCUUUGUCUUAAGACAGAUUCCAAAUCAUCAGCACUUGCAUUACCAACAGAAUUCAGAGCCUCAUUGUUUCUUUACUUUACAGCAAUGAUAGUCCCAAUCCUAUCAGGGCUAUGAA
Molecule: messenger RNA, 1959 nt
Organism: Tripterygium wilfordii
Lineage: Eukaryota; Viridiplantae; Streptophyta; Magnoliopsida; Celastrales; Celastraceae
Product: ribosomal protein L11 methyltransferase
Exons: 7
Coding region: 56-1216 (386 amino acids)
Biological process (GO): peptidyl-lysine trimethylation
Cellular component (GO): mitochondrion
Molecular function (GO): protein-lysine N-methyltransferase activity
Source: RefSeq, a predicted model, not a curated record